AAGGUAAGAAACUGAACUAUCAUACAUUAUUUAUAAACAGACAUUUCUCAGCCUUUAAGAAUUAAUAUGGAAGACAUUAAAUGUUUGGACACUUUUAACAUGACUGUUUUUAACGAUAUAGAUUCAGUUACACAGACAGACAGAGAUGAGAAACCUUUAUUGAAUGAAACAGUUCCUGAUCAAAGAUCAAUCCAGAGAAAUAUUCCUGAAUAUUGCUGUGAGAUCUGUCGGAAAACGUUCUCUUCUGAACAUGAAGUUUUCACACACAAAGAAACACAUCAUAGAAAAACAUCCCACAACUACGGAAUGUAUGGUAAAUAUUUUGUCUUUAACAGUAAACACAAAAGAACAUACGCUGGAGAAAAACCAUUCCAUUGUGAUAUAUGCGGGAAAUCUUUUAUGUCUUAUAAUAAAUUAACAAGGCACAAACGAAUACAUACUGGAGAAAAAAUCCAUCAAUGCGAAAUAUGUGGUAAAUCUUUUUCUGUUAGUUCUUGCCUUGUACUUCAUAAAAGAACUCACACAGGAGAAAAACCUUACCAUUGUGACGUCUGUGGAAAAUCGUUCUCUGGUAAAUUUAGUCUUGUCGUUCACACUAGAAUUCAUGCUGAAGAAAAACCUUUUCACUGUGAUUUAUGUGGGAAAUCGUUUACUCAGAAUUCUCACCUUGUCGUUCACAAAUCCAUACACACCGGAGAGAAACCCUUCCUCUGCGAUAUCUGUGGGAAAUCUUUUGUGUCGAACAAUAAACUAACAAGGCAUACAAGGAUACACACUGGAGAAAGGCCUUAUCAUUGUGAGAUAUGUGGCAAAUCUUUUUCUGCUAGUUCUUGUCUUGUACUUCAUAAAAGAACACACACUGGAGAGAAACCAUUUCGUUGUGAAUUAUGUGGUAAGUCGUUCUCUGGUAAGUUUAGUCUUGUUGUUCACACUAGAAUUCAUGCCAGAGAAAAGCCAUUCCACUGUGAAAUAUGUGGGAAAUCCUUCUCUAGUAAUUCUCAUCUUGUCGUUCACAAAAGGAUUCACACAGGAGAGAAACCUUUUAGCUGUGAAAUUUGUGGGAAAUCUUUUAUCUCUAAUAAUAAAUUAACAAGACACGUAAGGGUUCACACUGGAGAAAAACCUUAUCAUUGUGAGAUAUGUGGCAAAUCCUUCUCUGUUAAUUCUUGCGUUAUAGUUCAUAAAAGAACACAUACUGGAGAAAAAUCCUACCAUUGUCAGCUGUGUGGGAAAUCGUUUCUCACCAGUACUCAGUUAAAAACACACAAACAAAUACACAAUGGGGGAAAGGUGUUUCACUGUGAACUAUGUGGUAAAUUAUUUUCUGAUAAUUCUCGUUUUGUAGUUCAUAAAAAAAUGCAUGCAGGAGAAAAACCUUUUGAUUGUGAUACUUGUGGAAAAGCAUUCAUGCAGAAGUCUCAUCUUGUAGUUCACAAACGUAUUCACACUGGAGAAAAACCUUAUUGUUGUGAAACUUGUGGCAAGUCCUUUAUUACUAACAGUUACUUAACAAAACACAAACGUACACACACCGGAGAAAAGCCAUUUAGGUGUGACACAUGUGGGAAGUGUUUUUCCACAAACGGUAAUUUAAAGACACAUAAACGAAUUCAUACUAGAGAGAAAUCUUCCAAAUGUAAAAUUUGAGAAAUAAUUCUCUUGCAAAUCUAAACUUUUGGUCCAUCAACAAGUACAUGUAGGCAAGCAUUUAUUGUGGUGAAUUUAAGUUUUCUUCACUUGAAUUUUCAUUUUGUAAUCUGCAAAUUUGGUUUUGUUUGAGAGAAAUCCUUUUUUCUAAAAUGAGUGAGGAAUCCUUAUUUUUGAAUUAUAAACUUGUAGUUGGUAAACAAAUGCAUUCUAAAGAAAAAGGUGUGUAAGAAACUAUUCCUUGUAGACUGUUUUGUAAUUCACAGACAUCUUCAAAGUCACAGACACCUGGAAGAAAGAUCUAGUCACUGUGGUUUGUCUUUCUUAAAGAGACACUAUCUCAUUAAUCAUAAUUAGAAAAAAAAAACAAAAAACACCGGGGCAAAACUUUAACACUUCAGCAUUUGAACCAGCCAUAUCCAGCCCAAGUAUUCUGUUUCAUGUUCAAAACUAUCCAGAUGCAGUCUGUCACACCUACCCUAUUAUGUCACUCUAAUAAAAAACCAAUCACAUUGUUGAAAUCUCAAAGCUACAAGAUAAUCCAUGAUUAAUUCAAAACAUUGUGAAUAAAUAAGCAUUGCAUUUGACAAAGAACUAUGAGUGUUAAAGGUUUAAACUAGCCUCUCACACCUACCCUACAAUGUCAUUCUAAAAAUAAAGAAUCACAUAAUUAAAAUCUCAAAGCUACAAGAUAUUGCAUGAUUAAUUCCAAACAAAGUGAAUAUAAAUAGGCAUUGCAUUUGACGGAGAUGUCUGGAUGUUAAAAGAUUGAAGAUGUAAAAUUUAUGGAAAACUAAUUCCAUCCAGAAGAAUUGUUUGUAACCAUUUUGGUACCAACUCACCUGAAACUGCCACUGAUAUUGAAAUACUAACAUUCCAGUUUUAAUAUGAUCCAAAUUAAAACUUUCUCCCAAAAUUUCAUGCUAAUUUGUGUUCCAAACACUAUAUUAAUAAAGACAAAGUUAUUUGAUCAAA
Messenger RNA from Octopus bimaculoides (California two-spot octopus), 2622 nucleotides. RefSeq lists its product as uncharacterized. Gene Ontology annotation, molecular function: RNA polymerase II cis-regulatory region sequence-specific DNA binding; DNA-binding transcription factor activity, RNA polymerase II-specific. Gene Ontology annotation, biological process: regulation of transcription by RNA polymerase II. NCBI's taxonomy places the organism in Eukaryota, Metazoa, Mollusca, Cephalopoda, Octopoda, Octopodidae. The record is from RefSeq and is a predicted model, not a curated record.